Octodon degus (degu) is the source of this 3562-nucleotide messenger RNA. RefSeq names its product sphingosine-1-phosphate receptor 3 (gene S1pr3). The transcript is spliced from 2 exons. The record is from RefSeq and is a predicted model, not a curated record. Lineage: Eukaryota; Metazoa; Chordata; Mammalia; Rodentia; Octodontidae. Gene Ontology annotation, cellular component: membrane. Gene Ontology annotation, biological process: G protein-coupled receptor signaling pathway. Bases 339 to 1475 code for a protein of 378 amino acids. Gene Ontology annotation, molecular function: sphingosine-1-phosphate receptor activity.
GGCCACAGCAAAAGUUUGCGCUUUGACUUGGCUGGGACAGAGGCUGAACAAGCCGGUUGAGGAACACGCGACCAGGACUAGUGCUUGCGACGGCCCAGCCAAGCCAGAAGGAAACCCAAGCCACAGCAGCUCCCCGAGCACGGGACUGGUCUGAGCGGGGGCGGCCCUCAAGAUGCUAGCGUCCUGGUGUUCUCUGCAGACCGAGGAGCCCGCUCCCAGCCCCCUGCUGGAGUCUCGCCCGCACCUUUCCGGAGCCACAGCGGCAGUCUCGCGGCGGCCUUGACAUGAGCGUUCCCCGGGCGCCCUCUAGUGGCUUGUGCGGCUAACUGUCGGCGUCGAUGGCAGCCACGAUCCCGCCCCUCUCACUCACGCAGCCAGCCUCGGCCAAUGAGACGCUGCGGAAACAUUACAGCUUCGUGGGGAAGCUGGAAGACAGGCUGAAGGACCCCUCCGAGGGCAACACGCUCACCACCGCCCUCUUCCUGGUGCUCUGCAGCUUCAUCGUCUUGGAGAACCUGAUGGUUCUGAUCGCCAUCUGGAAGAACAAUAAAUUUCACAAUCGCAUGUACUUUUUCAUCGGCAACCUGGCCCUGUGCGACCUGCUGGCGGGGGUACUGUACAAGGUCAACAUUCUGAUGUCAGGUCAGAAGACGUUCAGCCUGUCACUGACCGUCUGGUUCGUCAGGGAGGGCAGUAUGUUUGUGGCUCUAGGCGCAUCCACCUGCAGCUUGCUGGCCAUUGCCAUCGAGCGCCACCUGACCAUGAUCAAGAUGAGGCCCUAUGAUGCCAACAAGAAGCACCGGGUCUUCCUUCUGAUUGGCAUGUGCUGGCUCAUCGCCUUCUCGCUGGGUGCCUUGCCCAUCCUGGGCUGGAACUGCCUGCAGAACCUGCCUGACUGCUCCACCAUCCUUCCCCUGUACUCCAAGAAGUACAUCGCCUUCUGCAUCAGCAUCUUCAUAGCCAUCCUGGUGACCAUUGUGAUCCUGUACGCACGCAUCUACUUCCUGGUGAAGUCCAGCAGCCGCAAGGUGGCCAACCACAACUCCGAGCGGUCCAUGGCCCUGCUUCGUACAGUGGUGAUCGUGGUGAGUGUGUUCAUCGCCUGCUGGUCUCCACUUUUCAUCCUCUUCCUCAUCGAUGUGGCCUGCAGGGUCAAGGAAUGCUCUGUCCUUUUUCAGGACAGGUGGUUCAUCAUGCUGGCUGUCCUCAACUCUGCCAUGAACCCUGUCAUCUACACACUGGCCAGCAAGGAGAUGCGGCGCGCCUUCUUCCGUCUGGUCUGCAACUGCCUGGUCAAGAGCAAGGGGUCUCACGCUUCACCCAUGAAGCCUGCUCUAGACCCAAGCAGGAGCAAAUCUAGCAGCAGCAACAGCAGUCACUCUCCAAAGAUCAAGGAAGACUUGCCUGCUAUGCCCACCUCCUCUUGCAUCAUGGACAGAAACAGAAUCCUUCAGAAUGGCGUGCUCGGCCAGUGAACCCUCCUGCGGCCGGCCCUGCACCCAUGCUCUAUUUAUUGCAUGCAUGUCUCGAUUCCGUGUGGGCCCUCUAGGAGCUGUGACUUGGGAGCUCUAUUUGACAUUGCCUGACAUCCCGGUUGGUGUGGAUGUCUCCGGAAGAGACGUCCUGAGAAACUGUCAACCCAUUUCAGUGGAGACACUGUGCCUUGUCCAUUUUCACAGUGCUCUGAACGCACUAAGCUGCUUACAUCAUCCGCUGCCUUCCUUUGGAUCCUGACAACCACUUCCUGUGGCUCGCAGAGGGGAAGGUCACAGGCCACACAGUGCACAGUGUGCCUCUCAGUAGGCCUCUGGGUGAUGUUUUGAUGCCUUCACACUACACUGAUUGUGCAUAGGAAUUGUAUAUUCAUUAGUUUCCCUGUCUGUGUCGCAUGGAAUUUGUGUUCCAUGGAUUUGCUGCAUGGUGCCUACAGUCUCAGCACCCUGUGCAGUUAUGUAACUGUCCUGUAAAUGUGUUCAAACUACAGCACCACAUCUGAGGACAUGCACCCCGAGCGCCUCAGACUGGUAGGAGGUCUUCUGGGAAGCACAGUCAUAAAGCCCAGCUGUGUGGUCUGACCCAGCUGGCCCUGUGCUCCUCUUCUCCUCCUGUUCUUCUCAUCAUUGUACGCUUAUCCAGAAGCCAAACAGUGUGAUUAUGAAAGCCAGCCUAGCUCUCCUAGCACCGGUGUGUCCUCCCACCAACCACCAAAAGCCUGCAAAUGUGUGAGGAGGGCUCACCUUGGGAGUCAUAAUCUGCUUAAUGCAGCUGAGUUUCCACCACAACAAGAGGUUUACAAGACAGCACUUUUGAUUCUUUAUCCAGUUCAGUUCUUACCAGAAAAGCACAGAAUCAGGAAUUGCUCAUACUUCACCACCCAUGGCUGAGGCCAUCAGCAAAGUCUCAGGAUCCUGACAGUAGACAUUGAUCAUGAUUGUGACUGUUGAUGGGAGCAGCAGAACUGAGGUCAGAGACUGUGACUGGCAGUUUUAUGGGCUCCUCCGAGAGCCGUGCACUGACAGUACCCACGCAGCACUGUGAGCUUACUUUCCAACAUAAGCUGACUCUGUCUCGCUCUGUUGAUCCUACAAAGGCAGCACUCAGAAGAUGUCUCUGUCCUGCUGUCCCCAAGGGUUCCAUGCACAGCACACACAGACGUGGAGCUAGCAUGCACACCACUGCUGUGCUGAGUUCUUUGUAAAAACAACAGAAACAGCCUUCAGAAGGGUGAACCUCGCAACAGAGCUCCCUCAAGUGCUUAGGUUCGGUGAGAAUUGAUUCCUCAAUGUAUCCAAUGUAAGCUGCUGUUGCUGAGGGGUGUUUUCGUGAGUCCCUGGUGACCUCGGCAUACUGACCAAAGACUUUCCUCAUCUUCGUUCCUGAUGAGAUAGAGCCUAUUGGUAAGGAGAUGCUCCUGAAUGGCAUGUGUUGUUGCAUUCUGUACAUCCCUGAAAAGUGGUGCAUUUUCUCAGCGAAUGGCAUGAGAGGAGUCAAGAAAUUUCUAGGAAAGAAAAAACCACAUGUGUGGAGGGAAGCCACAUGUAUUUUUCACCUAGGAAAUGAAGUGUUUUUUAAAAGUCCAUCUAUCAUAGUUUGAGUUGCUUUGGAAGCCUCAGCUCUCUGCCACUAAUACUGAUUACACCUUGUUCUACUGCCUUGACUUCACCAAUGCCUUUGUGUUGGUGUCCACUCUGAUCCUUCUAGAAACUACUACCACUUCUCCUGCUGGGAGGGGCCAUGUGUGGCAUGUUGAUAAAGCCUCCUGGAGAUAACACAAAGUUUUUAAGCAAAGUGAACUAAAAAUACAUGAAGAAAGUAAUUGUGAUCACUGAUACAGGUCUGACACCAUUUGCAGGCACAUACCUGCCCAGCCAGCUGGAGGUCAUUUAGGAGUGAGGCAGUCCCAGCUCUCGCAAUGUGGGUUUGAGUCCGGUGAUCAUAUAUGCCACAGAGAAUCUAUGAGUUUGAUCUCACUGCAUUUAGUAGCCUUUACUCUUUCCAAUGUGUUUGUUAAAAAAAUCCCAUUGUAUGUUUGUUUAAAAAAAAAUAAAACCAAAAGCCGUUA